This is a messenger RNA of Jatropha curcas, 1407 nucleotides long. RefSeq names its product protein POLYCHOME. Lineage: Eukaryota; Viridiplantae; Streptophyta; Magnoliopsida; Malpighiales; Euphorbiaceae. The record is from RefSeq and is a predicted model, not a curated record. Gene Ontology annotation, cellular component: nucleus. Gene Ontology annotation, biological process: negative regulation of ubiquitin protein ligase activity; regulation of nuclear division.
UAGUACCGCCCAAAUCCAUUUUGAAAAGUUGCCCCAUUUUGCUUCUACCAAAUCUCUUCUUCCUCCUUUUAUCAUCUGCAGUGAAACUCUUCCAUCUCUCGCUAAUCGACCAAUCAGCAUCAAAUUGUAAAGUUGAAUACUGUUCAUAAUGACGGAAUCAAGAGAUAGAUUGUCAAGGGCUAUUGACAUUGCCGCCGUGUUUUCUCGUAGACGGUCAGGGGCUCUUGGAUUUUAUCUAGACCAACCCGACCUUGAAUCUGCCUUGUCUCCGAUUCGUCGACCAAUUGCAGCGGCUCGAACGGUUACAGUGGGUGCGAGUCCUAUUAGCCGUGGAAGGGGCGGGUUAGGAACUCCAAGGAUUCGAAAUACGCACGGAACGUUGGUCAGAGAGAACACUCCAGUUGCGAGUCUGAGGCGGGGGAACGGAAAUGGAAGAGGUCGUAUCUUACCUUCUUGGUAUCCUAGAACGCCUCUUCGAGAUAUCACUGCUGUUGUUAGGGCAAUUGAAAGGAGAAGAGAGCAUUUGGGAGUUGGCAGGGCCCAGGAAAUUGAGAGCCCAGUGCCCCACGCUUAUGGGGUUCAUGACUCUUCACCAUCACCAGUUGCUGCUCAUCUCGAGCACGGUAACACUAUAAUGUCUCCAAUUCCAAGUCUUGAAGUUAAACGCUGUCCUCCAACUGUGGGCAAAGUUCCAAAAAUUCUGCUUGAUAUUACAAAUCAAGCUACAGAAGAUUCAGAGUUUCUAACACCUCAGAAGAAGCUACUGAACUCAAUUGACACAGUUGAAAAGGAAGUAAUGGAGGAAUUGCGGAAACUGAAAAGGACUGCAAGUGCUAAAAAGGCAGUGAGGGACAAAAAAGUUCGAACUCUUAUGUCAUUAAGAUGAUCACUAAUCUCCUAAUGAUAGCACUGAUUCUUCAGAUCAGAAAAUGUGGAAUAGGGAGGCAGGGCCCUAAUGACAUACCUGUGCAAUGAGAAUGAUCAUCUACUGGUGAUACCUUAUGCACGUUGAGACUAAUCAUCUCCUGAUGAUAUCUUUUGAAGAGUCUUGAACUUGGAACUUGGUACAGAGCUCUUAAUUUUUUGAUUGUCUUAGUAGGCUGCCUUGACUUCUCGCUUAAGGCCUCGGCGUAGGGUAUGGUAGCAAUUUUCCUAGUAACAGGCAUUGCUGAAGGACUUCUAGUGUAGGAUUGUUUGCAAAAUUUUGUGCAUUCUCUUGUUGGUUUCCUUUGAUAGUUGCCUGCAUUCUUUUAAGUGAGUGUAGGGUAGUUCCCUAGUAUUUUUUGUCAGAUGUACAUAAAAUCUAGAUUGUUGACACUUGGCAACCGAAAAAUGUUGAAUUCAGAAUAUAUUUUGCGUAUGUACUAACACUUUUCAAGGAUGAUAUGGUAACAUUUGUUCUGACCA